AUGUCAUUCUUUGGGUUUGAUGCGUCUGGACGGCAUUCCAGGGAAAGGAAUGGCGACAGUCACGAGAAAGAGAGCCCAUUGGACUUUGAAGACACAUAUAAGGGACUUGGGGAGUACGAGGCCGAGGAGGAGGACUUUUUGAACGACGAAACGUUUGGGGCAGGUGCCGAGCUGGGUACUGAUUUUGAUUUCGGUCAUGGAAAUGGUAAUUCUGGGCCUAGUGGGGCCGCAGCGAGUUCAUCGUAUGCGUCAGGCGGUAGGUCGUACGUUGCUGUCGCCAGAUCUGGUGUAGAGCAUUCAACGCGACAGCCACUUGAUGCUUCUGUUGAUUUGAGACCUAUGGAAUCGCUGUGGAGUAGCGGCGUGACGCCAGCACAGGCACAGGAACAGUCGCAGACCUUGUCGAUGGAGGAGCUUGAAAGACAGCAGCGUCACAGACAGAUGGGAGGACAACCAGGGUUCAUGGCUAUGCCGCCUCCCGGUUACGGUAUGCCCGCCCCACCACAGGGGUUUCCUCAGCAGCCGCAAGCGCAGGCGGGGCCUGGGCCAAACGUUCCGUUUGGAAACCAGUUCCCAUCGCCAUAUCCGCCACGGGGCAUGCAGCCAGGCGUGCAAGGUAUGCCACCGCAGUUCCAGAACAUGCCAGCUAUGUUCAAUCAAGCCUACAACGUGCCACAGGGUCAUGCUCCUAACCAUCAAUUCCCGGGAAUGUUUCCACCUCCUCCCAGCUCGCAAACUGAACCACCGAGCGAAGCGAGGGAUGCUCAGAGGCUGCAGUCAGUUGAUCAGAAUGCUAGUGCCGCGCAAAAUGCUUCUCCAGGACGCCAACCGGUUCAGCGGGCCCUUUCUCCUCAACAGCAACGCCUUCAGACACUUCAGGCUCAGCCCUCUCAGCAGCAGCAACAGCAACCAUCGUCCCCCCAGCCAAUGAUUUCGCCACCCCAAACGCCAAGGGAACACGGAAGAUCUAAUCGUGGUCAAACAAGGAGAGAACCCAUGACUCCUGAGGAGCAAAAGCGGCUGCAAAUCCGUCAAGCGAAGGUGGAAAAGAUUUUGAAGCACUCAGGUUUGAUGACUCCCCGUGACAAGGACUUUAUCACCAGAUAUCAGCUGUCGCAAAUCGUCACUGAAGAUCCAUACAACGAAGAUUUCUACUUCCAAGUGUACAAGAUCAUUCAACGUGGUGGUGUCGUGGGAGAAUCGAACAAAGACUUGAUUGCCCGUGCUUAUCUUGAGCAUUCGGGCCAUAGGCUCGGAGGUCGCUACAAGCGUGCGGAUGUGGCAUUGCAGAGAAUGCAGAGCCAAGUCGAGAAAGCUGUGACAGUUGCUAAAGAAAGACCUCAGAAGAACAAAGACCAUUCAGAUGCUGCUCGCGAAGGCGUUCUCGGUAGAAUCUCCUCCUCAAUGAACAGUAAAGCUCCUCGCAGACAGCUGCAAAUCCCAGUGCACAAAACAGGAGAUGACAGUGCCGAUGAUAGUAAAUUGUCGCGCGGUGGAAAUCAAGCGCUCAAUGUUGUCACUGAAUCUCUAGAUCAGGUGGAAAUUAGCCAACAAUCCCGAGCAAGAAGAAGAUCUUCCUACGCUUUCACAUCCGUGGACCAAAACUCUGUGUUGUCGCGCUCCGGUGGUAGGAAGUUUGUUUUGUCUUUGAUCGAAACUGUUUAUGAAGAAGUGCUUGAGCUCGAAGCUCAAUUAAGAGGUGGCAAUGCCGUUGACAGUACUACCCUGUGGGAAGCUUUACAUAUUGGGGACAGUUCUUACGAAGUCUGUCCAUUCAUAUCCAUGCUUUCUUUUGACAAAGGUAUCAAGAUCAUGCCUCGUAUCUUCAACUUCCUUGACAACGCUCAGAAAUUAAAGUUAUUGCAAACUUUCUUCGGUGAACUAUCGCACUUGAACAUUAUUAUAAUCAGCUCAUACAAGACAAACACAUCCCCCAGCGAAUCUCAGUUGAAACAAAUCGAGCUGUUCCAAGCUGUCUUUCUAAAGAUAAUUGUGUCGUUUCUAUCAAGCAGUGCUAACUUUAUCGAGAUUAUGGGUUUACUGCUCUAUCUGAUCAAGAACAAUAACGUAUCAUUCAUCUCCACUUCUAAAAUUGGUUUGAAUUUGAUCACGGUUUUAAUUUCUCGUGCUGCUCUCAUUAGACAGGACAUCAACAGAACAAACGUUCUAUCCUCGCCAGAAAUAUCAGCCUGGAACGAAGUGUAUGACAAGUUAUUCACUUCCUUGGAGACCAAGCUUUUCCUAGUCUUCCCACCAAAAGAAUACAUGGAAAAGAUCGUACAGGCAACUUCACGGCCAGCUCAUGGUGCCGGUUCGUCCCAAGCAGUGCCAAAGGCUCUGACGGCCUCGUACGAUCAGGCAUACAUCUGGCAGUUCUUGGCUUCACUGGCCUUGAGCGGAAAGCUUAACCAUCAGCGCAUAAUAAUCGACGAGAUCAGGGAUGAAAUCUUCGGCACCAUCAGUGUCGCGGAGGAGCUCGGCAAGUCCCAAGAGGAUGCCACCGCAUCACAGUACAAGAAAGACAAGCUAUAUCAGGACCUAAACUUAUUCCUGAAUGUCAUGGGGCUUGUUGCCAGAGAUGGUGAGAUCACAGAGCUGAAAUGA
Messenger RNA from Torulaspora globosa, 2604 nucleotides. RefSeq names its product deadenylation-dependent mRNA-decapping factor PAT1 (gene PAT1). Gene Ontology annotation, biological process: deadenylation-dependent decapping of nuclear-transcribed mRNA; P-body assembly. The record is from RefSeq and is a predicted model, not a curated record. Lineage: Eukaryota; Fungi; Ascomycota; Saccharomycetes; Saccharomycetales; Saccharomycetaceae. Bases 1 to 2604 code for a protein of 867 amino acids. The transcript has a single exon. Gene Ontology annotation, molecular function: RNA binding. Gene Ontology annotation, cellular component: P-body.